AACGCCGCCUCAAUCACAAUGUACAUUAGGUAUUCAUUCAAAUGAUAAUGUACCUACAGAAUGAAUAUUAUCUAAUGUGGAAUUUAUGAAUCUGAUUUGGUGAAAUACACGUGCAAGACAAUAUUUACUGAAUAUAUUUACUAUUUUUUUUCCUACAGCGUUCGGUGAAUAUUUAAAAGUGAAAUCCGCAGCGCACUUUAUACGCAUACGACUUUUUAUACGUUAUGGUCUUUUUAUGCGGUACGUACCGACAAAUGAUUUUGAAACAAAUACCUAUACAAUAAUUACCGAUGUCGAUAUGAAAUUACAAUAAUCCGCAGGGCCGCUCGUGGGUUUUCUGCUUUUUUUCACGCGUUGAAAAUGGGUUUUUUCUUUCGUGAAACCAUUGUAUUUUGACAAUACACUAUUAUAUUAUAUUAUUAUAAACGGUGGUACCAGACACAAUACCGUCAUAAAUUCAGAUAAUCAGAUUAACAUCAACACAUCAUCAUAUUUUCUACAGUACGUAUAAUCGUCGUCAACAAGAAGGUUUAUUUGUGGUGUGCGUUCAUAUAUAUCGACGACUGUAAUCAAAAACCACCGUUUACCCGCGAGUACCUAUUAUUGUAUUACAAUCUGUCUAUCUGUCAAAUCGUAUAAAGGAACAUAAAUAAUGUUUUGGAUCAUCGGCGUAAUACUAUUUGGAGUAUUAUGUGCUGGCUACCUGUGGCGUUCCAACAGAAACUUACCCCCAGGUCCUUGGGGUGUUCCAAUUUUCGGCUAUCUACCGUGGUUAAAUCCAACCGAACCUUACAAAACGUUAACGGCACUGGCUAGUAAGUAUGGACCGAUUUACAGCAUUCAGAUGGGCAAACAUUUUGCAGUCGUUAUGUCGGACCCGACACUGGUUAGAAUGGCCUUAGCGAGGAACGAACUAGCAGAUCGCACCAACUUCGAAGUUGUCAAUGAAAUAAUGCAAGAACAUGGUUUGAUAUUUACACACGGGCCUCUUUGGAAAGAACAACGAAAAUUUGUUUGCAAUUGGCUUAAGGUGAUCGGCGUGACCAAGUUCGGGGACAAGAAAAAUAACUUACAACUACUUAUUGCCGACGCCGUGUCUACUACGAUCUCGAAAUUACGUCAAUCAAAUAAUCGUCCGAUUGACACGGGGACGUUUUUUCUUGUACACAUAGGAGAUUUCAUAAAUCUCAUAGUGUUGGGUAAAGCGUGGCCAGAAGAUGACCCUAAUUGGAUUUAUUUACGAAAUUUGGCUGAAGACGGAUCCAAAAAAUUCGCCAUAGCCACCCCAUUAAGUGUUUUGCCAAUAUUGAAGAUAAUACCGAAAUACAGAAAUACUGUUUUUGAAGUAAUCGAGGGAGUUAAAAACACGCAUCUCAUAUAUAAAACUUUGAUGGAGAAACGAGGCAACGAAAUUCACGAAAGUGACGAUCUGAUGGCCAUGUUCAUGAAAGAAAUGACCAAGAGAAAAAAUGACAAGGAUUCCCAUUACUUCACCGAAAAACAAUGUUGUUUUCUUCUGUCUGAUCUUUUCGGUGCUGGUGUCGAAACAACCGUAAAUACCCUAAGAUGGUUUCUUCUGUACAUGGCUUUAAACCAAGAAAUACAAAACGACUUACAGAAAUUGCUGGAUUCUGCGUGUACCGAUGGUGGAUUAAUAGGUCUAGAGCAAAUAGAAAGCAUUCCGCUGCUAAAAGCUUGCGUGUCUGAAACGAUGCGAUUGCGGCCGGUGGCUCCGUCUGGUAUACCGCGGUCGGUGAACACCGAAAUUACGAUUUCGGGAUACCGCAUACCAAAAGGGACCAUGGUUUUACCGCUGCAGUGGGCAAUGCAUCACGACGAAAAAUAUUGGACGGACCCGGAGACGUUCCGACCGAAAAGAUUUUUGGACGACGAAGGGAAUAUGAUCAACCACAAGGCCUUCAUGCCAUUUCAAGCCGGUAAAAGAGCUUGUGUCGGAGACACGCUUUCCUACUGGAUACUCUAUCUGUUCGGUGCAAAUAUAAUCCACAAUUUCAAUGUUUCCGCAGAACAAGGUCUAUCUGAAAAAGAAAUCAACACCAUCAUGGACGGGGAGUUUGGCAUAACGCUCAGUCCGGCCACGCACAAAGUUGUUUUUAAAUCUCGAAUUUAA
This is a messenger RNA of Acyrthosiphon pisum (pea aphid), 2131 nucleotides long. Its product is annotated as cytochrome P450 306a1. The transcript is spliced from 7 exons. Gene Ontology annotation, cellular component: intracellular membrane-bounded organelle; cytoplasm. Gene Ontology annotation, molecular function: steroid hydroxylase activity; oxidoreductase activity, acting on paired donors, with incorporation or reduction of molecular oxygen, reduced flavin or flavoprotein as one donor, and incorporation of one atom of oxygen; heme binding. Gene Ontology annotation, biological process: xenobiotic metabolic process. Lineage: Eukaryota; Metazoa; Arthropoda; Insecta; Hemiptera; Aphididae. The record is from RefSeq and is a predicted model, not a curated record. The coding region runs from base 653 to 2131 and encodes 492 amino acids.